Scatophagus argus is the source of this 1787-nucleotide messenger RNA. Its product is annotated as potassium voltage-gated channel subfamily A member 4-like. Lineage: Eukaryota; Metazoa; Chordata; Actinopteri; Scatophagidae. Bases 194 to 697 code for a protein of 167 amino acids. The record is from RefSeq and is a predicted model, not a curated record. The transcript is spliced from 2 exons.
AUGUGGAUGAAAGAGAGAAAGAGAGAGUGAGUUCCUCAUAAGUCAUCAGGACUGGAGGAGAUCUUCUCCUGACAGAAGAGACACAGACAUCAGACGAAGCUGAAUCUGCACAUCAGCUGAGAGCAACACGAGAAACGGCAGAGGAGUCUAGAAGGAACCCACUGGAGCAAACUGAGGAUAUCACUGACCUAACAUGAUGGAAGUUGUCCUUACCAGACUGCGGGACUUCUCCUGCAAGACCUCCACGUUUGAUGACUGUAAACCAGGAGGGCAGAGUGCGUGCAGGGAUCCUCGGAGCGGGACUGGGUACCUCGGUGAAGGCUGCACAGCUGGACAGGAAGGCAGAAAACUGGACAUAGAGAGUGCGCUGGCCUGGCUGCGAAGGGAACUGAUGGAGAUGCGAUCACAGGACCAAGCUCUGAUCCGGCAGCUGAUGGAGCUUCACUCCGGCAUCCAAGAGCUGAAGCAGGAGUUGUCUGAGGAGGAGCAAUUGGAAGAAACAGACGAGGAGGAGGAGGAGGAGAAGGAGGAGGAAGAGGGCAGCUACUGGGACUCUGAGAGUGAACGAGGAAGCGGCAGCGUCUACUGCAGUUCAGGGGAGGUGGGCUUGUCCGUUUCCUUCCUGAAGACGCCGCCAACCCUUUAUUCACGGGUUUUAUCAAAGAGGGCGUUCAGCAGGAGAAGCUCUGUGCCGUGAAAAUUCAAAGUAUCAGAGGAAAUCUCACUCGUCUCCUGAACUUCCUGGUAUCCUGUAAGAUGAAGACAAGGUGGAGCAAGAUAAAUAAAUUUGCGAUUUCCCGCCAUUUAUUCACUUCCUGUAUGGAUGAGUGUAGAAAAACAUUUAAACACUGAUGUCAUUGUAGGCUCAUAAUGGCCCAAGUGUGGUUAUACAAAAUUCAUUAUCAUUUAAUCUUUCUCCAAAAUGUCACUUUAGUUAGAUUCUUUAGCUUACAAUAUCUUUGUUCUAUUUUCAAAGCAAAAUAUGAUGUUGUAAAUUAAAACCAUUUAGCACAGACUGCUAUGAAUCUGCUAGAGGAACUGUUAGAUAUAUUUUUGGAAAUACAUUUAUUCACUUUCUUGUCGAGAAUUAAAGCUACAUGCAGCUUAGUUUAGCAUAAAGACUGGAAACAGCUAGCCUGACUCUGUCAAAUAUGAGAGCAUCUAACUCUCAGGAAAAAAGUGAAGUGUUCCUUUAAGUUAGUAUGUUAAUUUUGUGACAGAGGAUAUUAUAAUGUCCUGUAUUAAAAACUGACCUAAAGGCAAUCACUGUUGCCUUUGUGUAGCCUAGUCAGAAAGCGAGAGCAGUUUUUCUUCUCUUUUUUUUUUAGGUAAUUAGCAAUCAUGACCGAUUUUUCAAACACUGUACAAAUGUUGAGGUUUGAAUUUCCUGAUCUUGAGCAAUGUGUGUGUGUGUGUGUGUGUGUGUGUGUUAGAUGCUCACUGACCUUUUAGGACUGUAACUGCAUACAGAAGGGAUUCAGUGCAGCAGCCAGUGCAAGUUCACCUCAUCUUUGCUGUGCACAUACCACAAUAAAGUACCGUGGUGACAGUAUGAAUUAGUUCAAACAUCUUUGAAAAGUGUUAUUAGCUUGUACAGUAAACCAACAUGUAAAUCCAUGUUCAAAAAGUUAACUGUGGUCAGACUGGCUUUGUGUAAAAAGUCUUUGUGAACUGAAGAAGCUGGGAUGGAAUUUUUGGCAAUGAGAUGUAUUUAUUAACAGUACCUAAAGUUGUAUGUAUGUAUUUCAAACAGGUACUGUACUGUUGUGGUACAGUAUGCCACAUAA